AUGAACCCAUGCUCGCUAUCAGCUUUCACACGAUCUGUUCUAUUCAAUCGAUGCUCCUCACUAAUACAUCCCUACUCUAGAUACGGGUUUGCCUUUUUUGCUACUGCUGCAAGCCCCAAAGUUAAUGUCAACGUGGGAACUAUUGGACACAUUGAUCAUGGAAAAACAACUUUAACAUCUGCAAUUACACGAGUCCAGGCUAAAAAAGGUUUUGCAAAACACAUCAAGUUCGAUGAAAUUGACAAAGGAAAAGAAGAAAAGAAAAGAGGAAUCACCAUCAAUGUCGCUCAUAUCGGAUAUGAAAGUCCAGCACGCCGCUACUCGCAUACUGACUGUCCAGGUCACUCAGAUUUCAUCAAAAACAUGAUCUGCGGAACUUCUCAAAUGGAUGUAGCUGUUCUCGUGAUUGCAGCAACAGAUGGAGUCAUGGAACAAACGAAAGAGCAUUUGAUUCUAGCAAAGCAAGUUGGAGUGAAGAAUAUGGUAAUUUUCAUCAACAAAGCUGAUUUGGUAGAAGAAGAUGUAUUAGAUCUUGUCGAAAUUGAAGCAAGAGAAUUAUUGACAAUUCAUGGAUUUAAUGGCGAUGCAACUCCAGUUAUUCGCGGAUCUGCUCUAUCGGCUCUCGAGGGAGAAGAUAUUUCUUGUAUCGACCGCCUCUUGGAAGCUUUGGAUUCACUUCCAGAACCCGAUAGAAAUGAGAAGGACACUUUCGUAAUGCCGAUCGGAUCAAAAACAGCUAUCACAGGAAGAGGAACUGUAAUUGUCGGUACACUGGAGCGAGGAGUUCUUAAAAAAGGAGAUAAAGUUGAGAUUAAAGGAGAUGGACAAGUUCUUCAAACUACUGCUUCCGAUAUUCACGUUUUUGGCAAAAGUGUCAAAGAAGUACGUGCCGGUGAUCAUUGUGGAGUACUGUGUCGAGGAGUCAAAGCUGAUACUGUCAAAAGAGGUAUGUGGGCAGGACAUCCAGGAGCGGUCACAAUCACGAAUCGCGUCAAAGUCGAACUAUAUCUUCUAUCUGAGGCAGAAAAUGGAAGAAAGAUUGGAAUUCGAACAGGUUUUACUGACAAAAUGUACUGCAGUACUUGGGAUCAAGUGGGAAGAUUCGAUAUGAAUAAUGAAUUGCUGAUGCCUGGAGAACAUACUUCGGCUACCGUCCUUCUCAUGAAAGAUAUGCCGUUGAGAAAGGGGAUGCCAUUCACAUUGAGAGAAGGAAGUAGUAAGACUACUAUUGCAAGAGGAAUCAUUUCAGACCUUGAAGAUCACGUUACCGUUGAGAAACAUAAUCUGAAGAAGUCCGCUGAAAAGAUUUGA
This is a messenger RNA of Caenorhabditis remanei, 1311 nucleotides long. RefSeq lists its product as uncharacterized. Gene Ontology annotation, cellular component: mitochondrion. The transcript is spliced from 3 exons. Bases 1 to 1311 code for a protein of 436 amino acids. The record is from RefSeq and is a predicted model, not a curated record. Gene Ontology annotation, molecular function: GTP binding; translation elongation factor activity; GTPase activity. Lineage: Eukaryota; Metazoa; Nematoda; Chromadorea; Rhabditida; Rhabditidae. Gene Ontology annotation, biological process: mitochondrial translational elongation.